Messenger RNA from Trichoderma asperellum CBS 433.97, 1785 nucleotides. RefSeq lists its product as uncharacterized. The record is from RefSeq and is a predicted model, not a curated record. Gene Ontology annotation, molecular function: transcription coregulator activity; zinc ion binding. NCBI's taxonomy places the organism in Eukaryota, Fungi, Ascomycota, Sordariomycetes, Hypocreales, Hypocreaceae. Gene Ontology annotation, cellular component: nucleus; nuclear chromosome; RSC-type complex. Gene Ontology annotation, biological process: positive regulation of pseudohyphal growth by positive regulation of transcription from RNA polymerase II promoter; chromatin remodeling.
AUGGAGCGAUCAAAACCCCAGGCUUUCCUGUCGUCGUAUGCGCCGCGCCUGCGCACCUACAACAACUCUCUCUUGACUCCCGUCCUACCGAGUGCGCCAUCAGGGCCCGUUUCGCGGACGACAAAGCGAGGCACCACCAUCAUAAAUUACGCCGAGGAUGGCUUCGAUGACCUGGACGACGAUAGCGACGAUCCCAGGCGUCGUCCCACGGGCCUGCGGAGCUUGCGCAAAGAGGACUCGGCCAGCAGGCUGGACAUGGCCGACAAGGUGGGAAAGGAAAUCAAGGAACCAGUCGAUGUCCAGGGUAUCUGGCGGGACUGGAUGGGGAAGAGCCGGUCCGUCAGGAGUGACCAGCAGAAUGCCGCCCAAGCACAUCUCCCUUUGACUCUGAUACCCAUACGAAUCGACCUGGACAUCCCGUCCUUCAUCCCACCUGCGCCGUUUCCAGCUCCGAACCCCAACUCAGUCGACAUCUCUCUACCACAAUACCGGCCGCAGGAAAUGACUGUCCCUUACAAACUACGCGACAUCUUCUGCUGGAAUCUUCAUGAGACACUCAUCACGACGGAUCAGUUUGCACAGACACUUGCGCAGGAUCUCGAUCUGCCCAACAGACACGCCGUAGUUGCGGAGAUUAGCAAGCAGAUUCGAACACAGCUGGAAGAAUAUGCCGGCGUUGCUCUUCACCCGCUCUUCCACUCCGAGCCAUCACUUCCAGCACCGGUACCACCAGCCCAGGGAGUAGCGCCAAUUGCAGGAGUAAACGGAACAGGGAGUGGAACACCAAGACCAAGCAUCUUCAAAUCCCGAGACGACUCUCCGGCUUCCUUUGCGAGGGGUGUGUCACGUCCUGACACUCCUGUACAGACGGGAGGUCAAGCAACGCCGCAGCCACCAGCAUCACAAGCACCCGAGGUCACUGCUGAGGCAACGCCCAUCUUGCCUGAUUCUGACGAGUACAACCCCGAUGAUACUUAUCGAUGCAUCAUCAACCUGAGUCUAAACCUUUCAUCCAUGUUAUACACAGACAAGUUUGAGUGGUCACUUCUUCACCCUCCAGGGACCGCAGAAGCUUUCGCCAAGGCAACAUGUGCCGAUUUGGGAUUGGCAGGCGAAUGGGUUCCGGCAAUGACACAUGCCAUCUACGAGGCAGUGCUUCGUCUAAAGAAGGAGGCCUGCGAGGCUGGCGGCCUUGUUGGAGGAUGGGGUGGAGCUCAGCAGGAGUUACCAAACGAUGCUGCGCACGGCCAGGAGGCUGGCUGGAGAUACGACCCGGACCACCUGGCUGAUGACUGGGAGCCCAAGGUCGAAUUCCUCAGCAAGGAGGAGAUGGAGAAGCGAGAAGGUGACCGUGAAAGACAGAUCCGGCGACUGCGGCGUGAAACGGCGCGAUUCAGCUCUACGACUGGCAUGCUGGGUGGCACUCCGUUCGGUCUUGGUGCAAGUGUCGAGGUGGAGGAAGAGAGAAUGGGCAGAGGUGAGCGCUCCAAGAAGAAGCGGCGUUUCCGAAGUCUGAGUCCUCUCGCUCGUGGCGGAACACCGCUUGGACGAGUGACGCCAGAUGUCGGUGGAUAUGGGGGAGGAGUAGGAGCCUUGACCGAUAUGGAGCGAAUCUCAUGGCGAUGUUCGCACUGCCGUACGUGGGGUACGAGCGUCUGGGCAGUCCGAGACGGCCCUGCUGGACCCAAGUCCCUUUGCGCCAACUGCGGCUACUUUUACGAACGAGAUCGCAGGUUGCCGCGCCAGACUAAAAAUCUGCACCUGCAAGACAUUCGAGCGGUCUAG